Scaptodrosophila lebanonensis is the source of this 2117-nucleotide messenger RNA. It is a transcript of the gene Sac1, whose product is annotated as phosphatidylinositide phosphatase SAC1. Gene Ontology annotation, biological process: phosphatidylinositol dephosphorylation. Gene Ontology annotation, molecular function: phosphatidylinositol-4-phosphate phosphatase activity. The record is from RefSeq and is a predicted model, not a curated record. The coding region runs from base 237 to 2006 and encodes 589 amino acids. Gene Ontology annotation, cellular component: endoplasmic reticulum. Lineage: Eukaryota; Metazoa; Arthropoda; Insecta; Diptera; Drosophilidae. The transcript is spliced from 2 exons.
GACCCAUACACAUACGCUGCAGAAACGCGUAGCGUAGCAGACUAGAAAUGUAUUGGGGAAUUAAGUAAAUGUACAUUUUUCAAAAAGUAAAGCAAACGAAAUUAGCUGUGAAAAACUGCUGAAAAGUGCUGUUGUUAUUCUUUUAGCGCCGGUGCCCUUGUAUGCUUCUGUGUGAGCGUUAGCGCCGUCAUCGUUGGAAACUAGAACAUAGUGAGGUCACAAGCAUCGCCAAAACGAUGGAUCUGCAAGGCGAAAAUGAGGUGUACGAUGACAUGAAUCUGUACAUAACACCCGAGAGUUUCAUUGUCGAACCCAACGGUAAGGACGAGCUAUUGAUUAUCGGGCGAAUAGACAAGACGACUCGCGUGCAGCCAAAGUCAUCGCAAGUGGACAACCAGCGGCCCACGCGUCGCAUAUGCGGCGUCCUGGGUACCAUACAUCUUCUAAGCUGCGAUUAUCUUCUGGUGGCCACGCACCGACUAUUCGUUGGCGUGCUGAACAAUUCUAUUAUAUGGCGGCUGGCCGGCUACGAUAUCAUACCCUACAUUCCAAAUGCCUGUCAGCGCAACGAGAAUGCCACGUAUCUGAGUAUGGUGCGCAGGACUCUGGACACACAGUACUUUUACUUUUCCUACCGCUACGACCUGACGCACACGCUGCAACGCAAGCAGGAAUCCUUGAAUUUGCCCCGAAAAGGAUUGUUUGAAAGCGCCGAUCGGCGAUUCGUCUGGAACGGUCAUGUGCUGAAUAAUUUCCAAUGCGACAAGAUGCACAACUUCCAGUUGCCGCUUAUUCUAGGCUUUAUAUCCAUUAACCAAGUGCAAAUCAAUGGCCAGACCUUCUUCUGGAGCAUAAUAUCGCGGCGCUCUAUACAGCGAGCUGGCACACGUCUUUUUUGUCGUGGUGCCGAUGAGAACGGGAACGUGGCAAACUUUGUCGAGACGGAGCAGAUUGUGGAGUUCAAUGGGCAGCGCACGUCCUUUGUGCAAACACGUGGCAGCAUGCCUUUCUUUUGGCAUCAGCUGCCCAAUCUGCGCUACAAGCCCAGGCCCAGUCUCAUGGUUGGAAAGGAUCACAUGUCCGCGUUCGCUUUGCACUUUAAGACGCAGUUUGGUCUGUAUGGAAAGCAGGUGGCCAUCAACCUUGUGGACCAGAAGGGCGCCGAAGGUGAAUUGGAGACAAAGUUCAGGAAACUGGCGCAGGACAUGGGCAAUUCAUCCUUGCGCUACGAAGCUUUCGACUUCCAUCACGAGUGCCGCAAGAUGCGCUGGGACCGGCUAAACAUACUCAUCGAUCGGCUGGCCCACGAACAAGACCAGUUCGGCUUCUUCCAUGGUUUCGACAACGGCACUUUAGUCUCCACGCAGUCGGGCGUCUUCCGCACAAACUGCAUCGAUUGUCUGGAUCGCACAAACGUGGUGCAAAGCAUGCUGGCGCGACGCUCCCUGACGUCGGUGCUGCAGAAGCUGGGCGUGCUUCACGUAGGCCAGCGUGUGGAGCAUGCGUCCGCUAGCUUCGAACUGCUCUUCAAGGGCGUGUGGGCGGACAAUGCGGAUCUGGUGUCGCUGCAGUAUUCAGGCACUGGCGCGCUAAAGACCGAUUUUACGCGCACCGGCAAACGCACGAAGGCGGGUGCCAUCCAGGACGGCAAAAACUCAAUUUUACGCUACUAUUUGAACAACUUUGCCGAUGGCGUACGUCAAGAUGGCAUCGAUCUAUUCCUGGGCAUGUACCUGGUCAACGACGAUGAGGGCUGUGCGAUGCCUUCGCCACUUCGAACACAUCGCGGCUGGCGAUAUGUGGCCUUCCCCUCGGUGCUGCUCAUUGCGGUGGCCAUGUUUUUCAUCACCAUCACAUAUCCGGCAGAGUUCAACACAGAAAAUCUACUCUUCAUGCUCUUCUGGAGCGCCAUGAUUGCAGUAAGCGCCACCGGCAUUAUGCACUAUGGAAUCGAGUUUGUCCAAUGGCCCCGGCUUUUUCCCCCUCUAUCCUUUCGCUCAGCCUGACAUUAGUACUAUCUAGAGGAUGAAGGUGCGUCUGCACGCUUCGUAGUAAUUGUAAAACAAACAAAAAACAAAAAAAAAACAUAAAUGAAAAACUAAAGAAAUUCCUGUAAA